Messenger RNA from Oikopleura dioica, 807 nucleotides. Lineage: Eukaryota; Metazoa; Chordata; Appendicularia; Copelata; Oikopleuridae. The record is from the annotation of a GenBank genome assembly.
AUGUUCGUGGCGAACACGCCCUCGGCGAUCAACUACAACGACGUGAGUAGCCCGCAGAGCAGCAGCAUGGACGCGUCUGUGGCCGCCGUGACGAGCGAGCCAGAGACUCGAGUGAUUUCUAGCGCUGAUCACACGGCGCAGCAAGAAAAUUUGUUGAAAAUCCUAAAAUCGAAGGCGAACGAUCAAGAAUUCUGGUGCUCCAUCAGUUACUACGAAUUCAACGAGCGGGUCGGAGAAGUUUGGCACGCGCCAAAAGAUAUGCACUCGGUCUUUAUCGACGGAUUCACACAGCCGAGUGACGGAAGCGCCAAUGGAAACAGAUUUAGUCUUGGAUUGUUGACGAAUAUUAACAGAAAGGCAGAGUCCGAUUCUGCGAGGAGAUAUAUUGGAAGAGGAUGCACCGUGUAUACCGAUAAUAACGACAGCGUGUUUUUGUACAACAUGUCCGAAUCGUCCAUUUUUGUCCAGAGCCCGAUCUGCAACCUUCAGCACAGCUGGCAUCCAGCCACCGUCGUCAAGAUCCCUCCCCAAGGCUGCAUUGAGAUCUUUUCAAACACAAAAUACGAGGAAACGCUUUGUUCAAAAAUCAACUCGGGCUACGAAGAGACGUUUUUCUACACUUAUGUUUGCAAAAUCAGAAUUUCCUUUGUCAAGGGCUGGGGCGCUCAGUACCGCCGCCAGACGGUGACAGCCUGUCCCUGCUGGGUCGAAUUGAGGCUCAACAAACCGCUAGGAAUCCUCGACGCGGCGUUGAAGACGAUCCUGAAGAAUCCUUCGAGUGAGCCGCCUGGAAGCUCCUUAUCCUGA